Artibeus jamaicensis (Jamaican fruit-eating bat) is the source of this 1625-nucleotide messenger RNA. RefSeq names its product 1-acylglycerol-3-phosphate O-acyltransferase 4 (gene AGPAT4). The transcript is spliced from 9 exons. The record is from RefSeq and is a predicted model, not a curated record. Lineage: Eukaryota; Metazoa; Chordata; Mammalia; Chiroptera; Phyllostomidae. Gene Ontology annotation, molecular function: 1-acylglycerol-3-phosphate O-acyltransferase activity. Gene Ontology annotation, cellular component: mitochondrial outer membrane; endomembrane system. The coding region runs from base 199 to 1335 and encodes 378 amino acids.
CCCGCAGUUCUCAGCACCGCAGAGCCCCGAGUUCUCCGGGGUCCGCUGCGGGAGGCGCCUAGCGGCUCUGCACGGUGGAAUGCAACCUCCUGCCAGCGCCGCGCCCGAGAGACGUGUUGCGGAGUCCCGAACCGUGUCUCCGCCAGGGGAGGUUCUACUGCGGGUCUUUGCAACCUGGGAUAAGAACAGCCGCCCGCCAUGGACCUCAUCGGGCUGCUGAAGUCUCAGUUCCUGUGUCACCUCAUCUUCUGUUACGUGUUCAUCGCCUCAGGGCUCAUCGUCAACACCGUCCAGCUCUUCUCGCUCAUCCUCUGGCCAAUCAACAAGCAGCUCUUCCGGAAGCUCAACUGCCGGCUGUCUUACUGCAUCUCCAGCCAGCUGGUCAUGCUGCUGGAGUGGUGGUCGGGCACCGAGUGCGUCAUCCACACGGACCCCCAGGCCUACCCCAGGUUCGGGAAGGAAAACGCCAUUGUCGUUCUGAACCACAAGUUUGAGAUCGACUUCCUCUGCGGCUGGAGCCUGGCCGAGCGCUUCGGGGUUCUGGGGGGCUCCAAGGUCCUGGCCAAGAAGGAGCUGGCCUACGUCCCGAUCAUCGGCUGGAUGUGGUACUUCACAGAGAUGGUCUUCUGCACCCGCAAGUGGGAGCAGGACCGCAAGACUGUCUCCAGGAGCCUGCUGCACCUCCGGGAUUACCCCGAGAAGUACUUCUUCCUGAUUCACUGCGAGGGCACGCGGUUCACGGAGAAGAAGCACCAGAUCAGCAUGCAGGUGGCCCAGGCCAAGGGGCUGCCCAGCCUCAAGCACCACCUGCUGCCGCGCACCAAGGGCUUCGCAGUCACUGUGAGGAGUCUGAGAAAUGUAGUUUCAGCUGUAUAUGACUGUACACUCAAUUUCAGAAAUAACGAAAACCCAACCCUGCUGGGAGUCCUGAAUGGAAAGAAAUACCACGCAGAUUUAUACGUCAGGCGGAUCCCCCUGGAAGACGUCCCCGAAGACGAGGAGGAGUGCGCAGCCUGGCUUCACAGGCUCUACCAGGAGAAGGAUGCCUUCCAGGAGCAGUACUACAGGACGGGCACCUUCCCCGAGACGCCCAUGGUGCCCCCUCGGCGACCCUGGACGCUGCUGAACUGGCUGCUCUGGGCCUCGCUGCUGCUCUACCCUUUCUUCCGCUUCCUGAUCAGCAUGGUCAGCAGCGGGUCUUCCCUGACGCUGGCCAGCUUCGUCCUUGUCUUCUUUGUGGCUUCCGUGGGGGUCCGAUGGAUGAUCGGCGUGACGGAGAUCGACAAGGGCUCGGCCUAUGGCGACGGGGACAGCAGGCAGAAACACGACAACUGACUCAGGACGCGUCCUGUCUGUCCGAGGGGACCUUGGGGAACUGGUGGGCACGGCCUGUCUUCCUCGGUGGGGCCCAGCAACCUCGCUGGGGGAGCCCCCACUGGGGGCAGGGAGUUUGGUCUCAAUGCCGCCGAACGGGGCUGGAGAUGGGCUUAAACCUCUUCUUCUCCCCUCGCUCUCGUGGGUUCCAGUUCUUUCUUUCUGCGAGAGUGCGUGUGUGCGUGUGUGUGUGUGAGAAAGAACACAGCGCGGUGAGGCUGACGUGUGGCUCCGAGCGAGCCUGGCCUUGU